AUGGCGCUGCGUGGCUUUCGGAAGGCCUUGCGCGCUCAGCCGCGCGGUGGAGGUUUGAGGCUGCUCGAGGCGCUGAGAAGCACUAAAGAGGAGGGGCCAAGCUUCAUCAUUGAGGCCAGCCUUUGCGUGAACGAGCUCAGCAAGAGGCCAAAAGAGUUUGACACGGAGACAUGGGAGGAGAUCGCCCACUACUGCACGCCACUCAUGUCCAAGAUGCCGGCGCAGAAUCUAACGCUCACCGUGAAUGCCUUGGCGCACGCGCGGGUGUCCAACUGGACCAGCGCUGCCGAGGAGGCGCUCAUGGAGGUGCGGGAAGGAUUCGACCGGUCGGAUGGUGGUUGA
Messenger RNA from Durusdinium trenchii, 342 nucleotides. The record is from the annotation of a GenBank genome assembly. Lineage: Eukaryota; Dinophyceae; Suessiales; Symbiodiniaceae.